This is a messenger RNA of Budorcas taxicolor (takin), 456 nucleotides long. Its product is annotated as 40S ribosomal protein S13-like. Gene Ontology annotation, cellular component: cytosolic small ribosomal subunit; nucleolus; ribosome. NCBI's taxonomy places the organism in Eukaryota, Metazoa, Chordata, Mammalia, Artiodactyla, Bovidae. The coding region runs from base 1 to 456 and encodes 151 amino acids. The transcript has a single exon. The record is from RefSeq and is a predicted model, not a curated record. Gene Ontology annotation, biological process: translation. Gene Ontology annotation, molecular function: structural constituent of ribosome; small ribosomal subunit rRNA binding.
AUGGGUCGCAUGCACGCUCCCGGGAAGGGCCUGUGCCAGUCAGCUCUGCCCUACCAUCGCAGCGUCCCUACCUGGCUGAAGCUCACUUCUGACAAUGUGAAGGAACAGAUAUACAAACUGGCCAAGAAGGGCCUGACUCCCUCACAGAUCGGUGUGAUCCUGAGAGACUCUCCUGGUGUUGCACAAGUACGUUUUGUGACAGGCAACAAAAUCUUGAGAAUUCUUAAGUCCAAAGGACUUGCUUCUGAUCUCCCUGAGGAUCUCUAUCAUUUAAUUAAGAAAGCUGCUGCUGUUCGAAAGCAUCUUGAGAGGAACCGAAAGGAUAAAGAUGCUAAAUUCCUUCUGAUUCUGAAUGAGAGCCGUAUUUACCAGUUGGCUCGAUACUACAAGACCAAACGAGUCCUACCCCCCAAGUGGAAAUAUGAGUCAUCCACAGCCUCUGCCCUGGUUGCAUAA